This is a messenger RNA of Osmia bicornis bicornis, 1682 nucleotides long. Its product is annotated as serine protease snake-like. The coding region runs from base 282 to 1616 and encodes 444 amino acids. The transcript is spliced from 5 exons. The record is from RefSeq and is a predicted model, not a curated record. Lineage: Eukaryota; Metazoa; Arthropoda; Insecta; Hymenoptera; Megachilidae. Gene Ontology annotation, molecular function: serine-type endopeptidase activity. Gene Ontology annotation, biological process: proteolysis.
GGACUGGUUACGUAUACAGAGGAAAUAAUAAAGCGGCGGAGGGCACCCUCCUCCGUUUCGUGAGAGCAAAGCAAGGGCGGAAACUCCAAGAAUUUCAGAGUGGGGAUACUACUUAUUCAAUUCCUGUUCCACUAAUUUAUUCAGCGAAUAACUGAAUAACUUUAAUCCCCACUGUGUAUACUUGUUCCCACCAUCUGACUGUAGUAUACUUGCUGUUACCCUUGAACUUGAGCAGAAAAACUAUUGCCCGCUGGGGCAACGUGGAGUGCUGAGUUAUAGUAAUGGCAUUUCGAUUUACUCUUCUUACAAUAUUUAUAUUACUUAACAUAACUUUGGCGUUACCCGCGAAAAAUUCAGGAAAUUCAAAGAAGAAAAAAGUUAAUCGGCCGAAAUUAAGUGACAAUAUUGAAAACAAUCCAUUCCUUCAAGAGGACAACACAACUGAACCACCAGAUUAUCAAAGGAAUCCUUUCUUGUCAAAUAUUUUACAACCAAAGUUAUCAUUGCCUAACAAUGACAGUCAAGAAUACAAAUUUGCAAACAACAAGUCAUCUAAGGCAACUGAAACUAGUAGUAUCAAUAUUGCUAUUUAUAUCAAUAAUCCUUUCUUACAAGGUGGAUCUAGUGUAAACUAUUCUAUUAAUGCAAUUCCUUUAAAUAAUUCAGAUGUUAAUACAGUUAUACCAAAAGAUAAGUUAUUAGUGGAUGAGGUUCCAAGUGAAACAAAUACAUAUACAGAUAUCAGAACAAAGUCAGAGAUCAAAUGCGAAGAAUAUGGAAGACAAUUUUCGAGUACAACAGAAAUAUUGACUUUGGUGGGUUCUAAUGCAGAAGUGAUCAAAAUAAGUAACAAGAAAUGUAUGAACGCAAAUCGACUUGUUGUUGGAGGUGUUGAUGCUUCUCGUGGUGAAUUUCCUCACAUGGUUGCUCUAGGUACAAGAACCACAGAAGGAACAUUUAGUUUCUCUUGUGGCGGUACUCUUAUUGCUCCAGAAUGGGUACUUACUGCAGCACACUGUACUUAUGGACCAAAAAGUCCAACAGAUGUUCGUGUUGGAUUCCACAAUUUGAAAGAUGAUAAACAUGGUAUUACAACCACGAUUAACAAGAUAAUGCGUCACCCAAGUUACAGACCUCCUGCAAUGUAUGCCGAUAUUGCUCUUAUAAAAUUAAAUACCAAUGUUACAUUUAGUAAAGAAAUAAGACCUGCCUGUUUAUAUCAACAAUAUGAUACCGUACCUCCUCAAGCAUGGGUCAGUGGCUGGGGUGUAACUGAAUUUGGUGGAGAGGAGCAAAGUGACACACUGCAAAAGGCUCUUCUUGAUAUUGUUGAUAACAUAGCCUGUGCAAUAAGACAUAAUCAGUCAAUAGCAGUACCAUAUGGGAUUACACCAAGUAUGAUCUGUGCAGGAGAUCGUCGUGGUGGUUGGACCAAAGACACUUGUCAAGGAGAUUCUGGAGGCCCAUUACAAAUAAUUCAUCCUCAAAAUUUCUGCCUGUUUCAAGUAUUAGGUAUCACCAGCUUUGGGCAAGGUUGUGCGGUUGUUGAUACACCUGGAGUGUAUACAAGGGUCUCCCAUUAUCUUAACUGGAUCGAGGACAUCGUAUGGACGUAACUUUAACUGUGUAAUAUCAAUGUACACCUCGCUUUGCAAAGAUAAAAAACUUUAUUUUUCCAGUGA